AACCUACAGAAGGGACAGGGACGCCAGACGCAGCUUGCGCACCGCAGUAGGUAGGAUGCAGAUACGAGGGGAACAUGACGGUGGUGGAAGAUGAAUGGGAGACACUAUUAAAAUCUGCUCGUGUUAGCUACACCUCUGACGGAACUGUUAUAAUGGAUGGAAAAGAGAUUGCAGGGGCAUUUUUGUAACGUGGAAGUGCUGUGGGCGCCAAAGAAUUCUCGGCGAGUCUGCUUGCCAACGCGGAGGACCUUCUGGCCGGGCGCAAGACGCAUAUUCAUGCAAAUUUCAUAGGCGUGCCUUCGGGCGAUGGGGUCACAGGCGGACCUCCAACGAGCCUGAUAUACACACCCGUUCGAUACAAAUGAUCAUCAGAAGUCAGCGUCACUCGCUGUGUUGAAAAGGCUGGUGGAUUUUGCGCACAGAGACCGAAAGGAGCGUCGGAGAAGUGAAAAAGUGUAGCAGGGGAGAGGUUCUACUCUGGACUCAGGUUCUGCCAACACCUUAAAGUUGCGGCUCUUCGUACGGAAUCCGCAGUCCACCAGCAAGUUCAGUAAUUCAACGAAAUUACCAUCGAUGACAUUCCUUUUUGUGCGCUCUGCUCAGCCAAGGACCUACAACGCAAUACAUCUAACCGACAUCUGUUAACGCACUACAACUAAAGAAUAUCCCUGCGUACAACGAACCAGAUUCUGCCCCAGUAUACCUCGCUUUUACUUUUGUUUUAAUAAUCAAGCGUUUUACAAUGGCCGAUGACGAUAUUAGUUCAGAGUGCAGCGAUGCCAGUACCAGUAGUUGCAGCAAUGUCAGCGUCCUGAGCUGGGAGCAAGUGCAGCGGUUGGACAGCAUCUUAACGGAGACCAUACCCAUCCACGGCCGGGGAAACUUCCCCACGCUGCAGAUGAAGCCUCGACAAAUUGUCAAGGUGGUUCGCAGUCGCAUGGAAGAACGAAUGAUAAAUGUGAGAGACGUACGACUAAACGGCUCGGCUGCAAGCCAUGUUCUGCACGAAGACAGCGGGCUCGGUUACAAGGACUUGGAUCUGAUAUUCUGCGCUGACCUGAAAGGCGAGGCGGAAUUUCAAAUAGUCAAGGAAAUAGUUUUGGACUGUCUUCUCGAUUUCUUACCUGAUGGAGUAAACAAAGAGAAAAUUACACCGCUUACCUUAAAGGAAGCCUACGUGCAGAAGAUGGUGAAAGUGUGCAAUGACUCGGACAGGUGGAGUCUGAUCUCGCUGUCAAACAACCGCGGCAAAAACGUGGAGCUGAAGUUCGUGGACUCCCUGAGGCGGCAGUUCGAGUUCAGCGUGGACUCCUUUCAAAUCAAGCUGGAUUCGCUGCUGCUGUUCUACGAGUGCUCCGAGAACCCAAUGACCCAGACCUUUCACCCCACCAUCAUCGGCGAGAGCGUGUUCGGCGACUUCAGCGCGGCGUUGGACCACCUGCGGCACCAGGUGAUCUGCACGCGCAACCCCGAAGAGAUCCGUGGCGGCGGGCUGCUGAAGUACUGCCACCUGCUGGUGCGCGGCUUCCGCGCCGCGUCGGAGUCCGAGAUGAAGUCCCUGCAGCGCUACAUGUGCUCGCGCUUCUUCAUUGACUUCUCGGACAUCGGCGAGCAGCAGCGCAAGCUGGAGUCCUACCUGCAGAACCACUUCGUGGGCCUGGAGGACCGGAAGUACGACUACCUGAUGACCCUGUACGGGGUGGUCAACGAGAGCACGGUGUGCCUAAUGGGGCACGAGAGGCGGCAGACUCUGGGGCUCAUAGCCAUGCUGGCCGUGCGCGUGCUGGCCGAGCAGAAUGUCAUCCCCAACGUGGCCAACGUCACCUGCUAUUACCAGCCGGCCCCAUACGUGGCCGAUGCCAACUUCAACAAUUACUACAUUGCCCAGGUACAACCAGUGUUCCCUUGCCAGCAACACGCCUAUUCGACCUGGCUGCCCUGUAACUGAAGUGAUGAGAGGCUGAGUGAGGGGAAGGAUUAUAAAAAUAACUUACAGUAAGAGAGAGAGGGGGGAGAAAAGCUUUUGUUCAGACAAGAGCUCAGGGAUUGGCCUCAAAUGUGGCCUGUGUUUUGUUUUGAGGUGAAAUGAGCCGGAGAAGGAGAAAAAGAGGGGAGGAGAGGCGCUAUGUGUCUGUCUUUGUGUCGGUCUGACAUCCAGCCCUGUGCUUUCUGUGUUGCAUCACAGUUUAAAUGUGACGGUUUGGGACAGUUUGGUCGCCGGCGAGCUCGUGUGAGGUCUGCCCACCUCACAUCGACGUUGCCUCACUUCCCCUCCUCAAACCUCUGGCGUGCAUGGUGCUUUUACAUGGGUGAGACUGUUGCUACAGCAACCGCUUACUUCUAACAGACCCUGGGGGUGGCCCUAUGGUGGUUACCCGUCUCUCUCUUUCUCUCUCUCUCUCUCUCUCUCUCUCUCUCUCUCUCUCUCUCUCUCUCUCUCUCUCUCUCCUGACCUGCAGCAAGGUCUGGGUAGUCCUCUUGUCUAGAGGUCAAGUUUUUGGGUUUUUUUAACAAAGAAGCCUAGCAGCUGUGUUUCACAAUCGCCACUGUAGAGCUCGACCAGCCACAGAGCCAAUGGGUCUCUUUCCCGCAAUGAAAUAGGCUUUUUUUUUGGUUCUGCUUCUCUUCUGCAAAAAGGUGAGGCAAGGCUUACCAACUGAAAAAGGGAAAGCUUCUCUUGUAGGUUUCUGUUUUUAA
Molecule: messenger RNA, 2697 nt
Organism: Engraulis encrasicolus (European anchovy)
Lineage: Eukaryota; Metazoa; Chordata; Actinopteri; Clupeiformes; Engraulidae
Gene: tent5aa
Product: terminal nucleotidyltransferase 5Aa
Exons: 2
Coding region: 743-1948 (401 amino acids)
Biological process (GO): mRNA stabilization
Molecular function (GO): RNA binding; poly(A) RNA polymerase activity
Source: RefSeq, a predicted model, not a curated record